UGGCGUAAACAUCGAUACCUCGCUUCGCACAGGCUCGCUUCCUCGUCAUGCUGCGAAAUUGUUCGAAAAUUAAGUGAAAUACAGCGCAUUAAUAGUGAAAAGUAUGUGCAGCCGUUUCAGGGCCCUACUGGCUACCAGCCGCGUGUGAUUGUGGCCGCCGCAGCAGCGUUUUGGCAGCGCCCCAGCCUGGCGAAAAGCCGAAAGAAGGAGAAAAGACAGACAAGACUUGCAUACACCACUACUUGAAUCGUUUCAUUUCGUUCCGUUCGUAUACCGAGUUUGCUGCCCUGUCCCUGUCUUCUCACGCGAGUUCGUUUUUAGUAUAUAUAGCCAGUCUGUGGACGGUCGUGAAUAUCUUCUAUGUCUAACAUAACCUCAAACUCGCCGCUGCAGUCGUCGUCAUCAGCGUCAGCGUUGUUGUUGUUGGUGGUGGUAACCGGGGCUCCAUCAGUGGCCGCCACAAAUCUGGGAAAAUCCGGAAAGUCUGGGAGAUCGGGAGCACAGCCAGCAGCCGAUGAGUAACCAUGAAUGAGAAAAUAAAGUCGCCGCAAACGCAGCAGCAAGGUGGCGCUCCUGCCCCCGCUGCCACGCCCCCAUCGGCUGGAGCGGCUCCCGGUGGCGCCACACCGCCCACCUCUGGUCCGCCUACACCCAACAAUAACAGCAACAAUGGCAGUGAUCCCAGCAUCCAGCAGCAGCAAAACGUUGCCCCACAUCCAUACGGCGCACCACCGCCCCCCGGAUCAGCCCCUGGAGGACCACCAGGACCAGAUCCUGCUGCAGUUAUGCACUAUCACCAUAUGCACCAGCAACAGCAGCAUCCGCCACCGCCCCACAUGCAGCAGCAACAACAGCAGCACCACGGCGGGCCCGCACCACCACCGCCCGGAGGAGCACCUGAGCAUGCGCCCGGCGUCAAGGAGGAGUACGCCCACCUGCCUCCGCCGCAUCCUCAUCCGGCCUACGGUCGCUACCACACCGAUCCCAACAUGGAUCCGUAUCGUUAUGGCCAACCGAUGCCAGGUGGAAAGCCUCCGCAGCAGCAACAGCCUCAUCCGCAACAGCAACAGCCGCCGCAGCAACAGCAACCGGGGCCAGGUGGUUCGCCCAAUCGUCCGCCGCAGCAGCGCUACAUACCCGGACAACCACCACAGGGACCCACGCCCACGUUGAACUCCCUGCUGCAGUCUUCGAAUCCGCCUCCACCGCCGCAGCACCGCUACGCCAACACCUACGAUCCCCAGCAGGCGGCCGCUUCGGCGGCAGCAGCGGCGGCGGCUCAACAACAGCAGGCGGGCGGGCCACCGCCGCCAGGACACGGACCUCCUCCCCCGCAGCACCAGCCAUCGCCGUACGGUGCGCAACAGGGCGGAUGGGCUCCUCCGCCAAGGCCCUACAGUCCGCAGCUGGGACCGUCGCAGCAGUACAGGACUCCACCACCGACAAACACUUCCAGGGGUCAGUCACCCUAUCCGCCAGCUCACGGUCAAAAUUCAGGUUCCUAUCCUAGUUCGCCGCAGCAGCAACAACAGCAACAGCAGCAACAACAGCAGCAGCAACAACAGGCGGGACAACAGCCAGGCGGUCCUGUGCCGGGCGGACCACCGCCGGGCGCCGGUCAACAGCCGCCGCAGCAGAACACACCGCCAACAUCUCAAUAUUCGCCGUACCCGCAACGCUAUCCGACACCGCCGGGUCUGCCGGCGAGCGGACCCAACCAUCGAACUGCCUACUCGACGCACCAGUAUCCCGAACCGAAUCGACCUUGGCCAGGCGGUUCAUCGCCCAGUCCCGGUCCCGGUCACCCAUUGCCGCCCGCCUCACCGCACCAUGUACCGCCAAUGCAGCAGCAGGCCCCGCCACCGCCGCACGUUACCGCCGGCGGACCGCCGCCCAGCAGCAGUCCCGGCCAUGCGCCCAGUCCAUCGCCACAGCCCUCGCAGGCGUCGCCCUCGCCGCACCAGGAGCUAAUUGGACAGAACAGCAACGACAGCUCCAGCGGCGGGGCGCACAGUGGCAUGGGAUCCGGUCCGCCCGGCACCCCCAAUCCCCAGCAGGUGAUGCGUCCCACACCCUCGCCCACCGGCUCCUCCGGCUCGCGUUCCAUGUCCCCAGCAGUGGCCCAAAACCAUCCAAUCUCGCGUCCGGCGAGCAACCAGUCGAGCAGCGGCGGACCCAUGCAACAGCCGCCAGUUGGAGCGGGUGGCCCGCCGCCGAUGCCGCCGCAUCCGGGAAUGCCAGGAGGUCCGCCCCAGCAGCAACAGCAGCAGCAGCAAUCUCAGCAGCAACAGGCAUCGAAUUCGGCAUCAUCGGCGAGCAACUCGCCGCAGCAGACACCGCCACCGGCACCGCCGCCUAAUCAGGGCAUCAACAACAUGGCCACGCCCCCGCCACCGCCACAAGGGGCAGCAGGAGGAGGCUACCCGAUGCCGCCGCACAUGCACGGUGGCUACAAGAUGGGCGGCCCGGGCCAGAGUCCCGGUGCCCAGGGAUAUCCGCCGCAGCAGCCACAGCAAUAUCAACCACCAGGCAACUACCCGCCACGCCCACAGUAUCCGCCUGGCGCCUACGCCACUGGACCACCGCCGCCGCCCACAAGCCAAGCAGGAGCUGGCGGCGCCAACAGCAUGCCCUCAGGCGCCCAGGCUGGCGGUUAUCCGGGUCGAGCCAUGCCAAACCACACCGGACAAUAUCCGCCGUAUCAGUGGGUGCCGCCAUCGCCGCAGCAGGCCGGACCCGGUGGCGCUCCCGGCGGUGCGAUGGUCGGCAACCAUGUGCAGGGCAAGGGCACACCGCCACCGCCGGUCGUGGGUGGACCACCGCCGCCGCAGGGCAGUGGAUCGCCACGCCCACUGAAUUAUCUGAAGCAGCAUUUACAGCACAAGGGCGGCUAUGGAGGAAGUCCAACGCCACCGCAGGGGCCACAGGGUUAUGGCAACGGGCCGACCGGAAUGCAUCCGGGCAUGCCGAUGGGACCCCCGCACCACAUGGGACCUCCGCACGGGCCCACCAACAUGGGUCCGCCCACCAGCACGCCGCCACAGUCGCAAAUGCUCCAGCCCGGCCAGCCACAGGGGCAGGGACAAGGAGCCGGCGGCGCUGGAGGACCGGAAGGCAGCGGCCCGGAGCAUAUAUCACAGGACAACGGGAUCAGCUCGUCAGGGCCGACUGGUGCCGCGGGAAUGCAUGCGGUCACUGCGGUGGUCACCACCGGACCCGAUGGCACGCCCAUGGACGAAGUCAGUCAGCAGAGCACUCUGUCAAAUGCAUCAGCGGCAUCCGGCGAAGAUCCACAGUGCACCACACCAAAGUCGCGCAAGAAUGAUCCCUAUAGCCAAAGUCACUUAGCCCCGCCGAGCACGUCGCCCCAUCCGGUUGUGAUGCACCCAGGCGCCGGUGGUCCCGGUGGCGAGGAGUACGACAUGAGUUCACCGCCCAACUGGCCACGUCCGGCUGGAAGCCCGCAGGUGUUCAACCAUGUUCCCGUGCCGCAGGAGCCAUUCCGCAGCACAAUUACCACGACCAAGAAGUCGGACUCGCUGUGCAAGCUGUACGAGAUGGAUGACAAUCCGGACCGGCGCGGCUGGCUGGACAAGCUGCGGGCGUUCAUGGAGGAACGGCGCACGCCGAUCACCGCCUGCCCAACCAUCUCAAAACAGCCACUCGAUUUAUAUAGGUUAUAUAUUUAUGUAAAAGAACGUGGCGGAUUCGUCGAGGUGACCAAGAGCAAGACCUGGAAGGACAUUGCCGGACUUCUGGGCAUCGGUGCGAGUAGCAGUGCGGCCUACACGCUGCGGAAGCACUACACCAAGAAUCUGCUGACCUUCGAGUGCCACUUUGACCGCGGUGACAUCGAUCCCCUGCCCAUAAUCCAGCAGGUGGAGGCGGGCAGCAAGAAGAAGACGGCCAAGGCUGCGUCGGUUCCUUCGCCAGGUGGUGGUCAUUUGGAUGCUGGUACUACGAACUCCACAGGAUCGUCGAACUCGCAGGACUCAUUCCCGGCUCCACCAGGAUCUGCUCCGAAUGCGGCGAUAGACGGCUACCCCGGCUAUCCGGGCGGCAGUCCGUAUCCCGGAGCCAGCGGGCCGCAGCCGGAUUAUGCGGCCGCAGGCCAGAUGCAGCGUCCGCCCUCCCAGAACAACCCGCAGACUCCUCAUCCCGGCGCAGCCGCCGCCGCUGUUGCCGCCGGCGAUAAUAUAAGCGUGAGCAAUCCCUUCGAGGAUCCCAUUGCUGCCGCUGGUCCCGGCUCUGCAGCCGGUCCUGGUCCUGGUCAGGGUCCUGGUCCUGGCCCAGGUCCAGGUCCAGGUGCUGGUCCCGUUGGUGCUGGAGCUGCUGUUACUGCUGUUGGCGGUGGCCCACAAAACCAUCCACCGCCGCCGCCACCCCAUUCACCGCACUCGUCAGCCCAACAGGCGGUUGGCCAGCAACAGCAGCAGCAGCAUCCACAGCAUCCGGGUGGUCCACCGCCGCCGGCUCAGCAGCAGCAGCAACAGCAGCAGCAGGGGCAGCAGCCACCACCGCCGGUGGGCGGGGGGCCACCACCAGCACCACAGCAACAUGGGCCUGGUCCGGUGCCGCCGCCGUCGCCUCAGCAGCAUGUGCGCCCAGCCGCCGGAGCACCUUAUCCGCCGGGUGGCUCCGGCUACCCAACGCCUGUGUCUAGAACGCCAGGCUCACCCUAUCCAUCGCAGCCGGGAGCUUAUGGGCAAUACGGCUCCAGCGAUCAGUACAACGCAACUGGGCCGCCCGGCCAGCCAUUCGGACAGGGACCAGGACAAUAUCCGCCGCAGAACCGCAACAUGUACCCUCCCUACGGGCCGGAGGGGGAAGCUCCUCCCACUGGUGCUAAUCAGUACGGACCCUACGGCAGUCGGCCCUACAGCCAGCCACCGCCGGGCGGACCGCAGCCGCCGGCGCAAACGGUUGCCGGCGGACCGCCGACCAGCGGAGCUCCAGGAGCACCGCCCAGCAGCGCCUAUCCCACGGGCAGGCCCACCCAGCAGGACUAUUAUCAACCACCACCAGAUCAAAGUCCACAGCCACGUAGACAUCCCGAUUUCAUCAAAGACUCACAACCGUAUCCAGGCUACAAUGCAAGACCUCAGAUUUAUGGUGCUUGGCAAGGCGGUAGCCAGCAGUAUCGGCCACAAUACCCCACGUCGCCUGCUCCGCAAAGCUGGGGAAGUGCUCCGCCACGCGGAGCGGCGCCUCCGCCAGGCGCACCUCACGGACCGCCACUGCAGCAGCCGGCAGGAGUGGCCCAGUGGGAUCAGCAUCGCUAUCCGCCGCAGCAAGGUCCUCCGCCGCCGCCGCAGCAACAGCAGCAGCAGCCACAACAGCAACAGCAGCAGACGCCGUACCAGCAGGUGCCCGGACCACCGGGACAACAGCCGCCCCAGGCACCGCCGCAGUGGGCGCAGAUGAACGCCGGACAGGCGACGCAGCCGGGACCACCCGGAUCGCCACUUCGUCCGCCGUCGGGACCGGGCCAACAGCAGAGGAUGCCCGGAAUGCCGCCGCAGCAGCAACAGUCGCAGCAACCGGGCGGUGUGCAGCAACCACCGCCGCAGCAGACUACCCAUGGAGGCGUUCCAUCGCCCGGAUUGCCACAAGUUGGACCCGGUGGAAUGGUGAAGCCCCCAUAUGCCAUGCCACCGCCGCCGUCGCAGGGAGUGGGUCAGCAGGUGGGCCAGGUGCCACCGAGCGGCAUGAUGGCCCAGAAGCAGCCGCCGAUGCCCGGCCAGGUGAUGCAGCAACAGCCGUUGCAGCAGCAGCCGCCGCAGCAUCAGCACCCCCAUCCUCAUCAGCAUCCGCAGCACCCGCAUCAGCACCAAAUGCCGCCGAACCAGACAGCUCCCGGCGGUGGCUACGGUCCACCGGGAAUGCCCGGUAGCGGUGCCCAACUGGUGAAGAAAGAGCUCAUCUUUCCGCACGACAGCGUGGAGUCCACCACACCGGUGUUGUACCGAAGAAAACGGCUCACCAAAGCCGAUGUUUGCCCCGUGGAUCCGUGGCGGAUAUUCAUGGCCAUGCGAUCCGGUCUGCUAACCGAAUGCACCUGGGCGCUGGACGUGCUCAAUGUGCUGCUGUUCGACGAUUCAACGGUGCAGUUCUUUGGCAUUUCGAAUCUGCCCGGCCUGCUCACUUUGCUGCUGGAGCACUUCCAGAAGAAUCUCGCCGAGAUGUUCGACGAACGGGAUGGCGAGGAGCAGUCCUCGUCCCUGGCGGAGGAUGGGGCGAACAACGACGACGACGCGGACAGCGGAACUGUGAUGUGCGAGAAGCUGCAAUCGAGCAAUCGGCAGUCGCGAUGCGUGCGCAGCAUCAGCAGCUACAACCGACGGCGGCACUACGAGAACAUGGACCGCGGUGGCAAGGGUGGCGCCAACAACGGCAGCGACUCGGAGGACGCCGACGAGGGCAUCGAUCUGGGACAGGUGCGCGUGCAGCCCAAUCCCGAGGAGCGUUCGCUGCUGCUCUCCUUCACGCCCAACUACACGAUGGUCACGCGAAAGGGUGUGCCAGUGCGCAUCCAGGCCGCCGAUCACGACAUCUUUGUGGACGAGCGCCAAAAGGCGUGGGACAUCGACACGAACCGCCUGUACGAACAGCUGGAGCCCGUGGGCAGCGACGCCUGGACGUACGGAUUCACCGAACCGGAUCCUCUGGACGGCAUCAUCGACGUAUUCAAGUCGGAGAUUGUAAACAUUCCAUUUGCACGCUACGUCCGCUCCGACAAGAAGGGAAAAACGCGGACUGGAGUGGCGACCACGGCCAGGAAGCAGCCGGAAAUAAAGCAGGAGGAGAACAGCUCGGAGGAGCAGCCGUUCAACAAGAAGCGGCGACUGGUCAGCGGUGGCAGCAGCAGCAGUGGCGCCACCGCCGAGGGCAAGAAAUCCAAGCUGUCCAGCGAGGAGUUCGCCCAGCCGAGCGUCGAGGUUAAGAAGGAACCAGGCACUGCGGACAGCGAUUGUCGUCCCAUCGACAUGGACAUCGAGGCACCUCCGCAACGGCUCACCAAUGGCGUGGCACCCUGCUCCUCCUCCUCCUCAACUCCCGCCGGCUUCGAUCCCCGGACGACGGCCAAGGAUGUGGCACAGGUGCUGCAGCGCCGGCGCGACUCCAGCUUCGAGGAUGAGUGCUACACGCGCGACGAGGCGUCGCUCCACCUGGUCAACGAAAGCCAAGACUCGUUGGCGCGGCGCUGCAUCGCCCUGUCCAACAUCUUCCGCAACCUGACCUUUGUGCCCGGCAACGAGACCGUGCUGGCCAAGUCCACCAGGUUCCUGGCGGUGCUGGGACGCCUGCUCCUGCUGAACCACGAACACCUGCGGCGCACGCCAAAGACCCGAAAUUACGACCGCGAGGAGGACACCGACUUCAGUGACUCCUGCAGUUCGCUGCAGGGAGAACGCGAAUGGUGGUGGGACUACCUGAUCACCAUACGGGAGAACAUGCUGGUCGCCAUGGCCAACAUAGCCGGUCACUUGGAGCUGUCGCGCUACGAUGAGCUCAUCGCCCGCCCGCUGAUCGAUGGACUGCUGCACUGGGCCGUCUGCCCGAGUGCCCACGGCCAGGAUCCGUUUCCCUCGUGCGGACCCAACACGGCGCUCUCGCCACAGCGCCUGGCGCUCGAGGCGCUCUGCAAGCUGUGCGUAACCGAUGCCAACGUGGACCUGGUCAUCGCCACUCCGCCGUUCUCGCGACUGGAGAAGCUCUGUGCCGUGCUCACACGGCAUCUGUGCCGCAACGAGGAUCAGGUGCUGCGCGAGUUUUCCGUGAAUCUGCUGCACUAUCUGGCUGCCGCCGAUAGCGCCAUGGCGCGCACUGUGGCGCUGCAGUCGCCGUGCAUCUCCUACCUGGUGGCCUUCAUCGAACAGGCCGAGCAGACGGCGCUGGGCGUGGCCAAUCAGCAUGGGAUCAACUACCUGCGCGAGAACCCCGACUCGAUGGGCACCAGCCUGGACAUGCUGCGGCGAGCGGCCGGCACCCUGCUCCACUUGGCCAAACAUCCGGACAACCGAUCGCUGUUCAUGCAGCAGGAGCAACGUUUGCUUGGACUGGUAAUGUCGCACAUUUUGGACCAGCAGGUGGCUUUGAUUAUCUCGCGGGUGCUCUAUCAAGUGUCGCGCGGAACAGGACCCAUACACUCGGUGGAGUUCCGGCUGCUGCAGCAGCGCCAGCAACAACAGCUGCGUCCUGGUGCGGCGGAGAAGCAAGCUCCCAGCGCUGGAGGAAGUGCGUCAGUGAAGGCGGAAUCGUCGUCGGCGGAAACGAGUUCCGCUGAGGCGAAACCUUCUGCCUCGGCGGCAUCCAACUCGACGGUGGUCAACGAUGAGAACAGCAACAGCAGCCAGCAACUGCCGCCGGCAGCGACGUUCAACGACGUGAGCAACAGCAGCACCAACAGCAACAGCUGCGGCACGGCCAGCAGCAACCAGACGAACAACAGCACCACCAACAGCAGCCACAGCAGCAGUGCGAUCAGCAGCCAAUCCACAAUGACGGCAGCCACAUCCGCAUCGGCGCCAGCGGGAGCAACAUCCGCAGCAGUAGCAGCAGCAGCAGCAGCAUCGAUGGCCAGCGAUCAGCAGCAGGUGAGCAAGGCGGCUGCAGCGGCGGCCGCUGCUGCGGCUUUGAGCAACGCCAGUGCAGCGGCAGCAGCAGCUGCGGCGGCGGCAGCGGCGGCUUCGGUGGCCCCUUCCGCCGCGUCGUCGGCCGGUGUGUCCGCCGGUGCGGCGGUGGCCCAGCCAGCUGCACCGCCGCCAACCAAUGCAGGAACAACGACAGCCGUUGCGUAGUAUACGACAAUGAUGCCAGCGUCCUACUACUGGCCACGAACCCCCCGAGGGGCAGUCGACUGAGCCGGAGUUGGAUGGCGGAACAGCGGACCCACGAGCAGAUCCCGAUGUGCCACUGCAGGAGAAGGUGAUCCCGGAAUCGUUGGAGAGGAGGAAGAGGAGGCAUGUAAAUUUACUUAAGCGAGUUACGGCGGGGGAACAGGCGGCGUCCAAGCUCCACGGCUACGUUCGAAUGGGGAAAUCAGCAGCAGAUGCAGAUGCGGAUGGAAUGACUCACCUUUCCAUCAUUGUAACAGUCAAUACAAUAACAACUGUAUAUUUUUUCACUCAACUCUAAAAAUAGUAAAUAUGAUAACUAAACCCUAAGCAUUACGCAAUUGCAGCAGCAAAAGAAUUAUGUUAGUACGAAACGAAAUCUGUAUGUUCAGGGCGAAAAACCGGAACAGAAAAAAAUUAUGCAGACCGAUCGGGCGAUGCGAUCGGGGAUUAUUAUUGAGACGAGCAUAAUGCGGAAGGAAUCGAUCAGAAGAGAGCGAAAUUUAAGCACACAGCAUACUUAUUGUAUUAAAUUUAAUAAAGAUGAAGGGACGAGAAUCGAGAAAUAACUAACACAUACAUAUGCAUACGCACGCUAUGGUUUAUCGUAUAUUAAAUAUAUAUAUAAAUAAAUGCAUAAUUUAACAUUUAAUUACAUGAGAAUGAAUUGUGUAUGUAAAAGGGAUGAAUGCAUACAUACGUACAUAUAGACAUUGAUAUAUAAAUACAUAGAGAAUAGUUUUUAAAUUCUACCACUUACUAAUACCUAAAUAUUACCACAAUGUGCAGCAUAGGAACUCAUUAACUGAUGAACAAACUGAACAGCAAAAGCGUAAAGAAUGAAUUACCGAAACCCAAAACAACACUGUAUGGGAUCCCGAAACACAAUGUAUUGCAGUUAAAUGGAUUUUAUGUGGACUAGGGCAACGCAGAAAAUUUAAGGAGGAUAGGAGAUGAUUAAAACCAUUGUACAUACUUAACUAUUAUGUAAAUUUCACUGUAUUUCUGUUUUUUUACGCAAUGUUACAAGGCACAUGAAAGUGGCAGCACUGCAUUUCGUAUUAUGUUUAUGUGUAUGUUGUGUGGAUGAUCUGCAAAAAUUCCAAUUCCUUAGUUUUAAUCGCAUAACUCGGCUGCGAAUCGAAACGAAAUUAAGCGAAACAAACAAACCGACAAUUGAAGGCAAACAAACAAAACAAUUUAAAUUAAAAUCAAAUUAGGUGAUAUAAAUAUAUAAAAAGUAUACAUAACAUAUACAUACAUACUGCAUAUAAAACAUAAAAUUGAAAAACGAUAAAAUGGAACAACCCAAUGCUGUAAUUUUUAUGUUAACUGUAUUAUUUGCUGGAAGUGCUGCUGCUUCAUUUUAUUUUAUAUCGAACUUACUUAAGGCGUAAAUGACAAGAUAAAUAAUUAGGGUUUUAUCUUAAUCUUAAUUUAAAAUAUUAAAUAAAUAAAACCAAGAAAACAAAACAGAACACAACCAUAAAAUGCUAUAAAACACAAAGCGAAGCGAAGCAAAUUGAACUAAAGCUGUAGAGAAGCACGCAAAAACGACUAAUAACACACACCCACUCCGAAUAAGCUUGGCGUUAGAGUACCAAUAAACCAUAAAAACAAAACCAAUUAUGGGUGGGUGCACCAAUUUGUAUACUAAACUUUCUCACAUAUAAUAAACGUGCUACGUAAGAGAGAUCAAACAUGAACUGUCUGUCUCUUGAUUUUAGCUCUAGCUCUAGUAAUCCUCCUGUACUCCGUACUGGGCGAUUGCUGAGAUCCAGAGGAACACAAGAGAUCGAAAAAAAUAAUAAAAAAGUGCUGCUGUUGAUACGUGUAUUCGUGUAGUUGUUCGCAAACAAAUAUUAUAACUCAGCAUCUCGAUAUAUAACGUGUAGUUAUUAGUCUAUAAUUUGCUAGGAUGUAAAUGUAUGUCCCUCAAACUUAAUUUAAUUAUUUAAUUAAUAUACAUACAUAUAUGAUAUACAA
This is a messenger RNA of Drosophila ficusphila, 10823 nucleotides long. RefSeq names its product trithorax group protein osa (gene osa). Lineage: Eukaryota; Metazoa; Arthropoda; Insecta; Diptera; Drosophilidae. The record is from RefSeq and is a predicted model, not a curated record. Gene Ontology annotation, biological process: chromatin remodeling; regulation of transcription by RNA polymerase II; positive regulation of DNA-templated transcription. Gene Ontology annotation, molecular function: nucleosome binding; DNA binding. Gene Ontology annotation, cellular component: brahma complex; nBAF complex; SWI/SNF complex.